AUGGUCGAGAUUACCAAUGAAUCAAGGGAUCCCAAUUCCGAGAAUCUCAAAUCAGAUGCUUUGUUUGACGAGACUUCCCUGAGUGUCGAGGCACAAAGGCUAGAACGCUCAACUUUGCGCAGAUUGGAUUCAAUUUUGAUUCCGCUAACUCUGAUGCUAUACCUUCUGGCCUGGCUAGAUCGAGCAAAUGUGGGAAAUGCGCGAGUUGCAACUAUUACUGUGACCUACGUCCCGUAUAUCCUCGCGGAACUUCCUUCCAAUUUGCUGUUGAAAGCCGUGGGUCCACGAAUUCUAUUGCCCGUCCUGUGCACUGGCUGGGGAACUGUUACAGUGUUACAGUCCCAGAUCCAUAAUUAUGAAGGCUUCCUCGCAUGUCGCUUCUUUCUAGGGCUCCUAGAGGGCGGAUUAUUCCCGGGAAUUGUUCUUUACCUCGCUGGGUUUUAUCGACGACAUGAAUUGCAGAUGCGUAUUGCAUUUUUCUUUUCGGCAGCCUCUUUGAGCGGUGCAUUUUCCGGUCUACUAGCCGCCGCGAUCCAGCAGAUGGAUGGAAUGCGCGGUCUCAGGGGCUGGCAGUGGAUUUUCCUCCUCGAAGGGCUGUUCACGGUCUGUUUCGGUAUCGUCUCAUUCUUCCUACUACCCAAUGGGCCGGAUAGUGUCAUGACAUUCACUCCGCAACACAUCGAACAUUGCGUGGCUCGGUUACGCCUUGAUCAAAAUUUCCUGGAAAACGAGAAGGUGACUUGGAAAGAGGUUAUCUCGGUCCUGGCCGAUCUCCACGUUUGGGUAGCCUGCUUUGCGCUCUUUUGUAGCGGUUGCUGCUUGUUUGGGUUGGCAUACUUUUCACCCUCAAUUGUACAGGCCCUGGGGUAUGGUAGCACAAAAACCCAGCUGAUGACAGUGCCGCCGUAUGCCUGUGCCUUCGUCGUUACCAUGAUAUGCGCAUUUUUUGCUGAUCGGUAUCGCCAACGAGGGCUUUGUGCAUUCAUUACCUUCGGUAUUGCACUCAUCGGUGCAGCACUGGCUCUCAACGCCAAAGGGACGGGCCAACGGCGGGAUCUUGAGUACCUGGAUCUAUCCGAAGUCAUCGGCACCCCACUUUCGAAUGGGGACCAUGGUCAAUAUCAGUGUGAUUUCCACUGGGAUGGCUCUGGUGGCAGGACAAGUCCUGCUGUUGAAGUGGCUGAACAAUAG
Penicillium paradoxum is the source of this 1191-nucleotide messenger RNA. Its product is annotated as major facilitator superfamily domain-containing protein. The coding region runs from base 1 to 1191 and encodes 396 amino acids. The record is from RefSeq and is a predicted model, not a curated record. Gene Ontology annotation, molecular function: transmembrane transporter activity. Lineage: Eukaryota; Fungi; Ascomycota; Eurotiomycetes; Eurotiales; Aspergillaceae. Gene Ontology annotation, biological process: transmembrane transport. The transcript is spliced from 4 exons. Gene Ontology annotation, cellular component: membrane.